Messenger RNA from Solenopsis invicta (red fire ant), 1595 nucleotides. RefSeq lists its product as uncharacterized. NCBI's taxonomy places the organism in Eukaryota, Metazoa, Arthropoda, Insecta, Hymenoptera, Formicidae. The record is from RefSeq and is a predicted model, not a curated record. The transcript has 11 exons. The coding region runs from base 695 to 1585 and encodes 296 amino acids.
GCCUUACUCAACGUCACGUCACGUCACGUCACGUCAGUUACGUCUCGUUCUCUGCCAUCACCCUUAGUCGUACAUUUGAAUGCAUCGACGAUGAAUCUUUUUUAGAACUUACCGAAAAUGAUUUACAAACAAUGAACAUUAAAAUGGGGCCUCGAAAACGUAUAAUGAAAUUAAUUAAGGAAAAAAAAGAGAAAACAAACGUCAUAAUAAAUAAUUAUAUCGUUGAACAUGAUGGAUCUGUGAUAUUAGAAGAUAGUGUUCUAUCAUCUCCCUCUACGUCAAAUCCCCCAAUAAAACAAUAUGAACCGUCUGCAACGGAAGAUAAUGUUUUGGGACAUUCUUUAGAUCCGCCCAUACCUGAACUAAAACCACCAGAAGACAGAUUCUCGCGCUACAUUACAGUAGAGAACACACUAAAAAUGCAUCCUCAGGUAAAGAUGUAUUAACAGCAGCCAAAACUGCAUUUACAGAAGAAGACAGAAGAGCAUUGAUACGCAUUGUCGUAGCAGAGCUAGUGAAAGUUCAUGAUAGCUGUUAUCCUCCAGAAAAGGCAAAAAUUGCACUUGCUACAGCAAUUAUACGUGAAUUUCCUUUGUUGAAAGACGUACAUUCUAUCAAAGGUUAUGAACAUUAUUACGAUAGUACAACAAAAAGAGGUUUUAUAGAAUAUCGUCUAUGGACUAUUCGGAAAACAAUGUCGCCUUUAAAGAAAAAAUAUAAUACAAAGAAGAUAUCAUGGCUGCAAUGCAAACAUCCUUCCCAGGAAAACAAGCAAGGAAUAUUCUCUUACAUGAAAGAUACAUUUCCAAAUAGAAGACAUUGGAUCAAAACAGCAAAUCCAAACAUAACAGAAAUUUUCCAAAAAUAUCCACGAUUGAUAGAUUACAAUGGGGAAAUGAUUAAUGUAGAGUUUCAACAAAUGUUUGAUGGGUUGGAAGACAACUUUUUAACACGAUUUCCUGCGUACUAUACCCCGAGAAUAAUAUCGUAUGCAAAAUUGCAUCGACGUCAUGUGUACGAAAAUGUACCCAUAAGCAAUGAACAUAUGAGAGCAUUGAUCAUACUCGCGGAAUUAUUGCCAGAUAGUAAUGCUUUACAAAGCAGAAGAGGACAACAAGUUCGAAAGGGGAAAGGAAAAAAGAGGCAAUAUGAAGACAAAGAAAUAUGCAUUGAAAGUAAAGCAGAACAGGGAGGAGAUUCUUGUUCAAAGUUCGCCACUGGUAAUAAUACCCGGUUUCUGCUUCAAAUUUUGCCUGAAGGAAGUAACAUACAACAAUUUGUGGAAUCAUUUAUAAGUUCCGAAAACACGAAUGUUCAACCAUUCAUCGUGUGUGUGCGCGGUCAAAAAAAAGAUAAAUAUUUUAUUCAAGGAGACAGAUGGUUUAUAGAAGUCCUGAAUAAAGCUGAUCCUAUAGUGUCAUUCGAUUUAUUGUUUAAACUAUUUUAUGUGCUCAAUUUGUCUUAUCCUAUGUCUUUAAACAAUUUUUUUAAUUUUAUUGAUUUUUAUAUUUUUAAAACUACAAACAAACCAAACAGUGUAGUAGCAUCAAUGCAUGUAAAUAUUGCAAAUUGUUCAAUAGAAUAAUAUGUUCAAA